CGGAGGCUACGUUCUAGGCCCCGCCCACUCAUGCUCGCUCCACCCCACCUCGGCGCGCGCAGCUGAAAGUGAAAGAGCGCUCAGCUUUUCGGCGCUCGCUCUUUCUGGUCUGGUCUCCCGCGCUUGCCUGGUCUAGGCUGUGGCCCGGUGGCUGGCGGGAUGGAGGAGCCGCAAGCCGCCGCGGACGUGUCGCUUCACAACUUCAGUGCGAGGCUGUGGGAGCAGCUCGUCCACUUUCAUGUCAUGCGGCUAACGGACUCGCUCUUCCUGUGGGUGGGGGCAACGCCGCAUCUACGCAACCUCGCUGUGGCCAUGUGUAGCCGCUUCGAUUCCAUCCCUGUGUGCACCUCCCUUUUUGGAGACACUUCUGAUACGACUUCCACCGGCCUUGCUCAGCGUUUAGGAAGACCAGCAAACAGGUGUUUGUCAGCUACAACCUCUCCAAUACAGACAGUAACUUCACGUUACUCGUAGAAAACAGGAUUAAAGAAGAAAUGGAGACCUUUCCGGAAAAGUUCUGAGCAGCAGAAGGAAGUGUUUGUAACUUGUAUAUAAAUUACAUGGAAAUAAACAGGUUGUUUUUGUCCUCA
Molecule: messenger RNA, 590 nt
Organism: Rattus norvegicus (Norway rat)
Lineage: Eukaryota; Metazoa; Chordata; Mammalia; Rodentia; Muridae
Gene: Psmg4
Product: proteasome assembly chaperone 4
Biological process (GO): proteasome assembly
Source: RefSeq, a predicted model, not a curated record